UGUGAUCGGCUUACUGGAAACCAGAAAGAUCGUGAACAUAUCGUGCAAUGUUUAUCAUGCGUUGUUAUUGAACGUAAACAAAGUUCUUUGCAUUUUGGAUUAACUUGUAAUAUAACUCAUUGAGUUAGCCAGUAAGAAAGAGAUUUUUAGUGUAUCAUUUAAAUUUUAGUAUUGUUUGUAAAAUGUCGGAAGAAAAAUUAGAAUUACGAAUAAUAACUUACAUGUGUCCUACACAUCCCGUGGAAAUAUAUGAAUUAAUUAUAGAGCUAUUGGAAGAGGCUUUGGACUGCCAUACGAUAUUACAAUAUGAAAGCCGAAGCCCUGGUCCAAUUAUCGGACGACCAGAUCCUUUUAUUAGGAAUAAGAUUGACCUCGCAUUUAUGACUGCAGCAGCGUACAUGGACUUAAGCGAAAGCAGCAAUGAAUUUGUCGAGCUACUACCCGUUACACCGGUGUUCGCCCACCAGAUGAAUGUAGACAAUAAGCCGGGCUACUUUUCGGACGUUAUCGUCCACUGUGAUAAAAAAGCUCACAACGUAAACACUUUGUUGGAUCUCAGAGGAUGUACUUUUGCAUGCAGUGACAAACAAUCUUUUAGUGGAAGUAAAAUUGUUCUUAAAACACUUAAAGAGAAAGGCGAAAAUGCUUCUUUCUUUGGAUCAGUUCUAAAAUCUGGAUCACAUUUGGCUUCGGCGCAAAUGGUGUUAUCUAAACAAGCUGACUGGGCAGCAAUUGAUUCAACAACACUUCUUUAUUCAAAGAAGUUUAUGCAGGACGGUGGAAAAGAUAUUAUUACAUUAGAAACGCUAGGACGGUUACCACCCUACCCUGUUGUGGCCAAUAGAAGACUUCCAGAUGAUAUUAAAAAUGGGAUAACUAAAGCUCUUCUUACUUUGCCACAGUCACCAGAAUGGAAAAGGCAAUUUGCUAAGUUUGGUCUCAUAAAGUUUGACAGUAACAGUAAUGGUGCUUACAAUGGGCCGGCUGCACAGAUGUGGUCCAUCCAGAACGAAAAAUUCAAUGUUAGAUAUUAUUAGACUUUUUUUAGUCAUAAGCUUAGUUUAUGUUUUAUAUAUCUUGUAUGUUGAUUAUACACCAAAAAAAUAAAAAUAUUUUUAUACUAUUUAUAAAAAAACUCAAAUCUUUUUGAAAUCUCUAUUAUUAUUAACAUCUAGAAUUUUGAAAUAUUUUAAUGGUCUGAAUUUUCUGUUUUACAAUUUUGGAGAAUAAAUGUAAGUGAUAUUGUGUCUUUAUUCUUACCACACUGAAUAAGGAUUUUGCUUGGAAUUUGAACAGCAAGAGUUGUUGACUUUUUUAUGCUCAGACUGCUGUGUUCCUGAAAAAUUAUAAAUUUAAGAAAUGAAAAUAAUUUAAUGAUAGUAAUGUAUUGUGCCUCGUAUU
This is a messenger RNA of Nymphalis io (European peacock), 1401 nucleotides long. RefSeq lists its product as uncharacterized. The transcript is spliced from 5 exons. Bases 183 to 1037 code for a protein of 284 amino acids. The record is from RefSeq and is a predicted model, not a curated record. Lineage: Eukaryota; Metazoa; Arthropoda; Insecta; Lepidoptera; Nymphalidae.